Triticum turgidum subsp. durum (durum wheat) is the source of this 1059-nucleotide messenger RNA. Lineage: Eukaryota; Viridiplantae; Streptophyta; Magnoliopsida; Poales; Poaceae. The record is from the annotation of a GenBank genome assembly.
AUGGGGGGGGUUGAAGAUUUAGAGAUUGUCGUCGAGAGCCGUUGCAAGCAAUUUGGAUUCUAUCGGUUAGAUAGAUGCCAGAAUGUGCGGCUGAAACGCCUUCUGCUAUCCAAUUUCUGUCAUUAUUAUGCAACCCCCCCAUUGUUUUUUCAGAGGCUCACAACACUUACUCUGUGCAAGGGAAGUUCACGUCCCCACCUCGUAUACGAUAUUCUGAGAGAUUGCUUGCAGCUGGUGGAUUUGAGGCUGAGGGAUAGUCCGCAUAGCCGAGCUCCUUUACACGUCAAUUUUCCUAACUCAAGGUUGAAGAAUCUGCAAGUGGACAACUGCGAUAUUUUUAAAAUCUAUCUGACUUCAGUGCCUUGUCUUGAAACAUUUGCUUGUCGGGGUCAGCCAACCAAACUACGCUACGGUGAGGUGCCUCGGCUUAGGCAUGUGAGUUUGAACUUCUUGGAAACUGGAUAUGCAUAUACUGGUGAGCAUGAUUUGAUUCCUAGAAAAAACACCCAUUCACUAAGCAAAUUCUUUAAAGGGGUGCCGCCACCAGUAGAGGAGCUUUUUCUGCAAUUGAGAGGGCAUCAGAUGUGGAUUAAACCAACCGCCAUAAUCAGCCGGCUUAACAAUCUGAAGAAGUUAUUCAUUGCAAACGUGCCAACGGACUGGGACACAUUCUGGAUUUUCAUCCUAUUUGCUGCCGCACCUUACUUGCAGUCGCUCCAUGUUCAUUUUGACAAUAACUUGGAGAAGGUGAGUGCUGCUGGAUCACUAGACGUGCAGGUCGAGCAACCACAGCACCAUCACCUGAGAGAACUCGUGGUCAUCGCCUUCGAUGGAGUGGCGUCGCAGACUGGCUUUGUGAAGCGGAUCAUGAGGGCGUCGCGGCGGCUGGGGCGCGUCCAUUUGCUCGACGGGCACGUCGUGGAGGACGAGGAGCAGGAGCUCAUCGGACUGGAGAUUCUCCCGCACCGGCGGGAGUGGCAUGAGUGCGAGAGGUUGGAGGUGCUCGAAGAACUCACGGAUGGCACUGGCUUCCCAGUUCACAAGAUAGUUUUGGAGUGA